Molecule: messenger RNA, 5552 nt
Organism: Amaranthus tricolor (Joseph's coat)
Lineage: Eukaryota; Viridiplantae; Streptophyta; Magnoliopsida; Caryophyllales; Amaranthaceae
Product: cysteine-tryptophan domain-containing zinc finger protein 3-like
Exons: 13
Coding region: 550-5031 (1493 amino acids)
Molecular function (GO): zinc ion binding
Source: RefSeq, a predicted model, not a curated record
AUAAUUGCUUCUGUUCCUCUGUUGAAAACUCCCACUCCAGAAAGCUUAGAGAGGAAAAGGAGGCUGGAGAAAGGAGAGAAUAGGAAGAAGAGAACCCAUAAAGAAAUAAACCUUUUUAGUGUCGAUAUAUUUCUAUUUUUUGAUGAUUUUGGGCUGAAUUAAUAUUUGGAAUUAUAUUUAAUUUUUGUGGGUUUUUAGGAAAUCUUGCUGUAAUUUGAUUUUGUUAUUGAUUCAUUGAGAUUUUUUGUUAUAUUUGGUUUGCGGGUGGGUUAUUGUGGCUUAUCAUGAUUGUUUUGAGGGCUUUGUUACAUGGGUUUUUUUGGGUAUUGGAUUUUCGGAUUGCUAUUUCAAAAUUUUGAUCUUUUAUUGAGAACAAAAAACUAGUCUUUGAGUUUUUUUAGUUUUUUAGUGAGGAUUAAAUUUUAGGUGUUUUUUUUUUUCCCAAUGAUAGUGUUCUUUGUUUACUGCAUUCUUAGAUGGUAAUUUAAGGUUUAGUAUUACAAGUUGAGUUGGGUUUUUUUCUUUGGUUUUUGGGGGUUGUGGAUUAAGAUGAAAGGCAUUGAAUUUGAAGAGGGGGAAGCUUAUUUUCAUGAAGAUGAUGAUGAAAACAUUGAUCCUGAUAGAGACUUCGCUUACCUUGACAGGAAGAUUGAAAAUGUCUUGGGAAAUUACCAGAAAGAUUUUAUGGGUCUUGUUUCCGUGGAGAGCUUGGGUGCAAGAUUUGGGGAUUAUGGAUCAUUCCUCCCUGUACAAAAAUGCUCCACUCCAAUGUCAUUUCAUCAGAAAUGCAAGAGCCAUGUUAGUGUGAAGUCUCCCCAGAAUCUGCCAUCAAAGCCUUCCCACCAAUACCCGAGCUUUGCUGCAAGUCAAUUAAUGCCGUCAAGAUCCAUACCGGCCUCUGGUGAACAGGUUGUGGAAGAUAUUUCUAAAAUAGGGAUUUAUGCGAUGAAUAACCAAAAUGAACAUAUACAUUCUAGAGAACUUGCUUUGAAUCAGCCUAAUAAGUUACUGAUGACUAAUCCUUCUGAAAAAAACUUACUGAAGUUUCGAGUCAAAAUGACAUCUGAGAGCAUUUCUCAUCUGGAUAAAUCCGCAAUCUAUAGCGGCCUUGGUCUUGAUAUGUCCCCUUCUCCCUCUCCUGAGGCUAGUCCUUCGGACAAUGACGGGACUUCAACCGACUUGCAAGAUUCAGUAUUGGAUUCACCGUCGUUCAUUGUUAAGAUUAUGACAGCCAAGCCUCUUCCUGACGCUGACCUGAUUUCACCUCUCCAUGAUAGCUUGAUUCAUUUAAGGGAUAUGGAAAACUAUGAGGAAUCUGAUUUACCAGGAGGUGGAAAAGUAUUUCCCGUUGACAUUGCUCAUGAGAAAUUAAAGCAUAAGGAAACGAGCAAGGAUAGAAAAUUCAAGCAGAAAGAUCAAAGUCGAGAGCCUGUAGAAUCGAUGAGGGAGAGUUCUGAAUGCCCAUCUAAUAUUGUUGCCUUGACUUCUACCAGAAAGGACGAGGAUGGAAUAUCUACCGCCAAAGAAGUGGUUUCUAGUGCCUCCAUUGAUGCAAUUGUUGCAUAUUCGGUAGAAAAGGAACAUGCUUGCUUGUCGAACAAGAUCAGUGAUUGUAAGCCGCUAGAUAAGAAAAAUGAAGUUGGGUUCUUGGGUGGGGACAUUGAGACCCCAAUGAAAGUGGUAAGUGUAGCGAUGGAUAAGCCAAAAGAGGGACAUGGGUAUGCAAAAAAGCAUUCGUUGAUGGAGGAUGAGGAGGAUGUUAUAACCUCAAAAAGGAAGACUGAGAGGGACAAAAAUAUCAUAGUCAUUCGUAGGAGUGACUCUUAUGCAGAGAAGAGGAAUGAGGUUCAUCAGAAAGAGGAUGAGUUAAAUAAUUUCUCGAAACAAUAUAGUAUUCCGCAUGACAAAGUGAAAGAAAAUGUGCUUGGACCUGCACACUCCAAGGGCAAAAAAGUCAUUUUGAUUCCAAAGAGGGAAUCUAGCACAGAGAAAAGGAAUGUAGAUGGGAGAGAUAGUGAAGUGAACACGAUUUCGAAACAACAGGGAAUAGCAAAGGACAAAGUAAAACAGGAGGAUCUUGAUUUAGCAUGUCUCGUUGAAGGAGAUAGGAUUGCAAAAGAUGAGGAAGCAUGUGUUUUUUCUUUGAAGAAUGAGAAAAAUGACAAGUAUGAUGAUGGGUUUAAGGAGAUGAAAUUCAAUAUUGGGAACACACUUGAACCUUUGAAGCAUAAUUCACACUCCAAGGAUAUAACUCGUUUUUUGGCGAAGCAAGAACCUCCUAGUGACAAGGAUAAUUUGUCUUCUGCACCCAAGAAGAAAUUAAUGGAUAGUCAGACUUCUGCUGCGGAGCCACAUUCAAGGAAGACUAAAGAGUUAGCUAGUAAGCCAAAUUCAAGGAAGAAAGGAAAAGACGUGAGCUCAAAGAACUUUGUAAUAGGAGUUCCUGAACAAGAGACACAAUCAUUCACAAUAAAGCUGAAAGAUAAAUCAAGCAGUAAUACUAGUUUUGGUUCAAACAUGGGGCCUAAUACAGAAGGAAUUCCUGCAGUUGAUUUCCCCUCAGCUGAGAAUACUCAGAUUGUGGAAGACUGGGUAGAAUGUGAGAAAUGUCAUAAGUGGCGGCUUCUGCCUUUAGGCAUGAGCGCAAACUCACUCACGGAAGAGAAAUGGACUUGUAGUAUGCUAACAUGGCUGCCUGGGAUGAACAAGUGUAGUUUUAGUGAGGAGGAAACAACUAAUGCACUGUAUGCAUUAUACGUACCUGUCGGUCCUGCUUCUUUGGUUCAAAAAAAUCAGUCAGCUUAUCCGGAUGUAAAUACGUCUUUAGAUGUGUCAGCCGGUGCCCUAAAUGUUCUUCCUAGCCAGGCUUCUGGUUUUAAUACUUUGCCCAGUGGAGGCAAAAAGAAGAAUUUGGUGAAGACAAAUAUGGAUACAGUACAACAAACUUCCUUGGGUGAACUGAGGAAUUUGAAGAAUCUGAAAAAACUUCCUCGGGAGCUAAGUAUCCGGAGGAGUGGUGAUGGCAGGCCAUCAAAGGUUGAAAAGAAAAGGUUACCAGAUGUUGAGGUGUAUGGAGUUCCUAAGAAAAUGAAGAGAGUGCGUCAGCAAUCAACGGAAGAUUACGAUCCUGGUGCUUUACGAGUUCCUCCGAAUUUUACUGAAGAAAGUCCAAAAUAUCCUUCCGUAAAAGCUAAAGCUAGGACUCAGGGUGAUGUGAAGAAUGAUGAUGAGCUAUUUGAUGAGUAUGGGAAGAAGAGAAAACAAAACAAUAAGCAGCAUCAUGUUUCUUCUGAUGUAUUACCCUCGGGCAAAGGAGGGCACUUAAAAAAUGAUGUUGAUGCUGAGAAAAAUAGUGGGGUUGAACAUAUCUUAGAGAAAAGGUCUAAAUCAUCGGCUUUUCAGGCUAAAGCUAGUCGCGCAGUUAAGAUUCGUGAUGGUACUCCGAGUGAUAUUGCUAAAUCUUAUCUUGGGGAUGCUGUCGGUAGUAGUCUACUCAAGGGAGGUAGGUUUGAUGACGGACCUGUGGAGCAGCGUAAUGUUGUUAAAGUGGCUCAAAAGACCCCUGGUGGGGGCAGAACAUUUUCUGAAAGGGCCCUUGAUUUGGGUUUGUUGGACAAUGCUACCACCUCUAGCUCUUCGAAAAUCUCCAACAAAGUGAAAGCAAAAGUGAAUGAAGUGAAAUCCUCCCCCGUGGGAUCAAUUUCAUCCUCUUCUAUGAACUUCUCCAAAACGGUUUCCGAUAAAGUGACAAAUAAGAAAUCUGUGGCAUACAAUAAGCAGCUGCAAAAAUCUGGAAGAAAAUCCGGGGCAGGAAGUGCUUUAAAGGAGCUUACCCCUCAUAAUGAAAAUUUUAGGGAUCGAAAAUCUAAUCUUUCUAGGAAUUUUGCGGUUGUUGAGGAAAAGAAAGCAUCAUAUGCAACAGGCACGCAACCAAAGCUUGAAGAUAUUAAGAAUACAAGUGGCAAAUCAGAUUCCAUGUUCAAGGAAACAUCCGCUUCACGACAGAAUUGGAAUGCUGAAAAUCAGAUGACGAAACAUCCAAACAGGUUGAAUCAUGAUGGAACCAAUGCUGAGAUAGGAAGGCUACAUUUUGGCAAGAUUGACUGUGAAACAGGAGUAUCAUCUCAUUCGCAUGGUGUUCCUGAACUUGAUGGAGGUACUGGUUCAAGUGGUGGGAAAGUUGACGAUGAUAAGGGGAUACCCUCUUGUAAGGAUGCAAUUAAUCAUGGUUUGAGACAGUUACACCAUGCUGUGCAUGCAUCUAAUCAUAUUGAAGCGUCAAGUUCUAGGAAGAAAGAAUACUUCCAUCGGGAUGCUAAAACUGCCUUGAAGGAGGCAACGGAUCUUAAACAUUCCGCUGAUUGUUUGAAGGUUGCUGGGUCAGGUCUAGAGAGUACCGGAAUUUUCUUCCAAGCGGCAUUGAAGUUUCUCCAUGGUGCAUUUUUGUUAGAACCCGACAACAAUGAAGAUAGAAGUGGAGAGAUGUCACCAAAUGGAGUGUAUAAUACGACUGCAAAUUUAUGCGAGUACUGUGCCCUUGAAUACGAGAGAUGCAAUGACAUGGCCUUUGCUGCUUUAGCUUACAAAUGCAUGGAGGUAGCCUAUAUGAGAGUUGUUUAUUGCAAUGAUCUUGUUGCGAGCAGAGAUCGUCAGGAGCUGCAAAUGGCUGUAUUACCUGCUCCUCAAGUGGACUCUCCAUCAUCAUCUGCUUCUGAUAUCGACAACUUAAAUCAAGCCACCAUAGAUACAGUCAGGGACGGACAUUCUGCUAUGGAUCAUCGAAGUCAUGUUGUUUCUGCUGAAAACAGACCCAACUUUAUGCGGCUGUUGGACUUUACGCAUAAUAUCAAUCUUGCAAUGGAGGCUUCCCGAAAAUCGCAAGGUGCUUUUGCGGCUGCUAUGCAAGUCUUUACACAGGCAGGAAACGAGGAAGGCAUUUUGUGCAUAAAGAAUGUCCUUGAUUUCAGCUUCCAUGAUGUUGAUGGUCUUUUAGAUCUAGUCCGACUUGCAAUGGAGUCUUUGAAGAGUUGACAUUUGACUAAAAACCGAAAUUCUGAUGCAUAUACAUUGCAGAACCCGACUGCCCAUUUUUGGUAUAACCUUCGUCUUUAAUAUUAUAAGCAAAAACAUGUACAGAAUUUAAACUAUGAAACUGUGGAAGGAUUUGUAAACAGAUUAUUGAAUGUUCCCAAAAGUAUUAAGACUGCAGUUGAGAUUUUCGGAGCAUGGCGGAUCGUCAUUUGACAUUUGUAAAUAUACAGUAAAAAACAUUUACUAGAGGCGGGAGUUGCAUUUUUCUUAUGGGGGAGUUCAUGCUGCCUUGCUGCCAGCACUCGAUCGUGAGAACUGAUAGGUUUGAUCAAUGGGUGCUGAAGCAAAAGCUAGAUACGGCAGCAAUUUUGGAACAUAGUAUUAGUAUUAAGUAGCCAGGCCUCACUGUUGUAGACUUGGUAGUGCUGUUGUUUGGCUAUAUAUCCAUAUACAAGUAUAGAUACAAAUACAUAUAACAGGGAUUUUCUUCUCCAUCUUAUAAAGCUUUUUAUACAGUCAAA